Messenger RNA from Penicillium arizonense, 1812 nucleotides. Its product is annotated as MFS transporter. The transcript has a single exon. Gene Ontology annotation, biological process: transmembrane transport. Bases 1 to 1812 code for a protein of 603 amino acids. NCBI's taxonomy places the organism in Eukaryota, Fungi, Ascomycota, Eurotiomycetes, Eurotiales, Aspergillaceae. The record is from RefSeq and is a predicted model, not a curated record. Gene Ontology annotation, molecular function: transmembrane transporter activity.
AUGGCAAAGGAUACGGAAAGUGAUGCUGUCAAAGCAGCGCUCCCACGCCGGAUACCACACUGGCGGAUCUUAACAGACCAGGGCGUGGUGACCCCUGAAAUCGUCGACUAUCCAUAUGUUGGUUCCGGCACAGAAGGAGACCCUUAUGUCGUCGAAUGGAUCCCCAACGACCCGCGCAAUCCUAUGGAGUUCAACACGACUCUGAAAUGGAUGUAUACCGUUACCGUCGCUUUUGCCACAUUCGCCGUAUCACUAUCAUCAUCCGCUUACGCUGGUAGUAUCAAUGAAGUGGUCACCGAUCUCGAUACGAGCGAGGAAGUGGCUACUUUGGGAGUCUCAAUGUUCGUGAUUGGAUUUGCUGUCGGGCCCUUGCUUUGGGCGCCACUCUGUGAACUCAUCGGUCGCCAACUCGUCUUUCUGAUAACAUUUCUUGCGCUUUCAGUCUUCUGUGCGGGUGCAGCAGGCUCGCAGAACAUCUGGACCUUGAUUAUUCUCCGCUUUUUCGCUGGUUCCUUCGGCUCAUCGCCUCUCACAAAUGCCGGCGGUGUCAUUGCUGAUAUCUUCACCGCUGAACAUCGAGGUCUAGCGACGAGCUUGUUCGCUGGUGCCCCGUUCCUAGGUCCAACAAUGGGUCCUGUGAUCGGAGGAUUCCUAGGUGAAAAUGCCGGCUGGCAAUGGGUCCAAGGAUUCCUGGCAGUAUUCACCGGUCUGAUCUGGAUGGUUGAGAGCCUCCUAAUCCCGGAAACAUAUGCCCCAGUACUCCUAGCCAAACGGGCGCAAAGACUAUCUGCCAUCACGGGCAAAGUCUACCGCAGCAAAGUCGAGAUUCAGCGCGGCCGAGUAUCACCACGAGACGCAUUCACCACAGCCCUCGGACGCCCAUGGAUCCUCCUAUUCUCAGAACCCAUCGUCCUCCUCCUAUCCCUCUACAUGGCCAUCGUCUACGGCACGCUAUACAUGCUCUUCGACGCAUUCCCAAUCAUCUUCCAAGAAAUCCGCGGCUGGAGCGAAGGAGUCGGAAGUCUCCCGUUCCUAGCGGUAAUGAUUGGAAUGAUGGCCGCGGUAGGCGUAAACAUGUACGACAACAAACGCUACGUGAAAAUCCACAAAGCACACAACGGCUUCGCACCACCCGAAGCACGCCUCCCACCCACAAUGUGGGGAGGUCUCGCCAUUCCCAUCGGGCUAUUCUGGUUCGCAUGGACGAAUUCCGCAUCAAUACCGUGGAUUGUAUGUGUGCUUGCAACCGCGCCGUUUGGAUUUGGAAUGGUGUUUGUCUUCUUGGGGAUCAUGAACUAUCUCAUUGAUGCGUACACCAUCUAUGCUGCUUCUGUGCUGGCCGCCAACUCGAUUAUUCGGUCGUGUUUUGGUGCUGGGUUCCCGCUGUUUACGACAUAUAUGUAUCACAAUCUUGGGAUUCACUGGGCGUCGUGCGUGCCUGCCUUUUUGGCGCUUGCUUGUUGUCCGUUCCCUUUUAUCUUUUAUCGUUAUGGUCCUGCUAUUCGUCGGAAGUGCAGGUAUGCGGCUGAGGCUGAUGAUUUCAUGCGUACUUUGGCGAGGAAGGCGAAUGUGAAAGGUCACAAUGAUGAGAAGAAAGAUGAGAUAGUGGCCGAGGCUGUUGUGGAUGGGACUCAGGCUCCAGAGGCGAUGACUGAUGCUGAUGCUGCGUCGCUCUCUUCUCAGUCGUCUUUGGAGCGGACUGGGACUUACGAGGCUAAUCCUUAUGAUAUUGACCGCGUGAACACUCGCAACUCUGCUAUCACUCAGCGGUCGCAGUCGGGCAACGGCUGGAAAUUGUUUUGGCGCAAAUGA